UUUUUUUUAAAAUUGGGUUUCAUUAGAUUAUUUAAUUUUAUCUUGGCAACCAAACGAGGCCUUAAACUUGUUUAUUAGCCAAAGACUUCUUUCUGGCUUAUAUUUAAUUAUGAAUUGGUUUAUGUCUUAAUCGUUGCUCGCUGUUUUGUUGGAUUCACUUGUUAUGUUGUUUGUCAUGCGCAUAAAUUUUCUGCUUUCAUCAUAUUAUUCAGUCAACAUUAUAGAGUAUGCGUUGUUUCUUCGAUUUAUGUGGCUCUCGUUUCUGUUUUGAGGUUUCCUAUGUCGUAGUCUCUUUCGGUGGCUGUAAAUCUUUUUAAAAACAAACAGUUUCGAUUUGAAAGCAUCAAAUGCCUAAUUAGGACAUGAAUAUUUAACUUGCCAUCCUCGAUAGUUUUACUUUAUAAAUACCACAUUUCUUCGGUUUUAACAGAUAUGGCAGAUGCAAUCAAUACUGAAGUCGUGGCGGAGGCUUUCAUCAUGCAGUAUUAUGCAAUCCUCCAUCAGUCUCCCGACAAUGUGCACAAGUUUUACCAGGAGGAAAGCGUACUAAGCUGGCCGUCGUCCGACGGUGCUGUGACACCUGUCACAACUUUUUCCGGGAUUCAGGAAAAGAUCAUGUCCUCCGAUUGCAAGGGUUGCUCCGCCGAGGUCAAAACGGUCGAUUCACAAGAUUCUGUCGAUGGGGGAAUCAUCGUGGCAGUAACUGGCUCUCUGAACAGGGCCGAUGAUUCGAAAACAAGCUUCAGCCAAACCUUCUUCUUGGCCAAAAUCGAGACUGGGUUCUUCGUGUUGAACGAUAUUCUUCGGUUUUUCAACCAUGCUCCUUCAGUGGAGAGUGCCGCCUGUGUCGAAAAUGGAAAAGUCGAAGAAGUGGUUAUUCCUGUCUCGAAAGACACUGUCGGAAAAGAUGCUCCGAAAAGUGAAAAAGCUCCUUCUGUUGCUGCACCUGCUUCUACUACUACCCCCAAGAUUUCCUAUGCUUCGAUGGUGGCGAAAGAGGCUCGUCCAGUUUCUCCUAAAAAAGCUGUAACAGUUGCUUCAACCGUUAAUAACAAGCAACAAGUUGAUGGUGGACUAAAGGUAGCAUCGACUCCUAGCGGUGAUGUGCCUAAAGCACCAGCUCCGUCGAACAAACCUAAUCCUAAAUCACCACCACCGCAGCCACGUGGCAACUAUGUACCCAACACUGGUGCUUAUCCCGAAGGUAGAGGGAUAUACAUAGGACGAUUGCCUUACGACAUCACUAAAGAAGGAGUUGUCGAAGUUGUCAAGCAAUUUGGGCCGGUUAGACGAAAUGCCGAGACUGUCCAGAUUAGGAGGCAUGAGGAUGGUUUUUGUUGUGGUUUUGUGGAAUUCGAAUCUGCGGAUUCUGCACGUCGUGCAGUGGAGGCUCAUCACAUUAAAUUUGGCGAUAAAGAAGCCUACAUUACUUACAAAAGGUCUUCGGCUCGUGGUAAUAAUAACAAUAAUAACAAUGCUGGUAGAGCAAGGUCUCCAACAAGGGCUACUGGUGGUUUAAGUAACGGGGGCCAAAACGGGGGUGAUCAGAAUAAGGGGGGCCAAGUGAGGGAUCCUCGCCAGAGAAAGUCUCCGGUUGGCGGCAGAAGGUGGCAGAGCCGAGAUCGCUCGGAUUGAUCAUCUAAAUAUGCUGCCCUGCCUGCAUUAACAUUAAUCAAUUACCUGAGGAAUUAUAUUUUUUUUGCCUGUGUUGAAAACACAUUUUUUUUAGCUGAAUUGAGUCGGCCCAUUAAAACUUUUUUUUUUUUUUUUUUUUUUUUAUUAAUUUUUUUUGUUUUCAUCAAUUUGAUGGUGACUUAAGAUUUAGGUUAAAUGAAAUUUACCUCCUUGUUAUUUUUUAAUUAUGAGUUCUACUUCCCUCA
Erythranthe guttata (spotted monkey flower) is the source of this 1880-nucleotide messenger RNA. Lineage: Eukaryota; Viridiplantae; Streptophyta; Magnoliopsida; Lamiales; Phrymaceae. The record is from RefSeq and is a predicted model, not a curated record.